AUGAUCACCAUCUGCUCCGCUUCCUUAUUUACCGACGUGUUUGCGGAUGCCGAGUCUCGCGCUAACAUGUCCGACCCUAAAUCUAUCCGCUGCCUACAGUUCAUGAAUAAUCCGAGCCGUGAGAUACUGAAGAGUGCGGAGCAGAGGCCCAUAAAUCGGGACGUCUUCUCUUCUUCUUCCCGCUCUCUCAGGCGUGGAAUAGCCUCGGCUCAUUCCUGUAAUGGGAUCAGAGGGAGAAGACCGGGGUUUGGAUGGAGAUGUGGCUUCCAGUGCGGAUGUAUCGAGACAAAUGGGAGCAGGUGUGAUGAUGUCGGGGAAUAUGUUUAG
Knipowitschia caucasica is the source of this 327-nucleotide messenger RNA. The record is from the annotation of a GenBank genome assembly. Lineage: Eukaryota; Metazoa; Chordata; Actinopteri; Gobiiformes; Gobiidae.